Carya illinoinensis is the source of this 1018-nucleotide messenger RNA. Its product is annotated as disease resistance protein RPP13-like. The record is from RefSeq and is a predicted model, not a curated record. NCBI's taxonomy places the organism in Eukaryota, Viridiplantae, Streptophyta, Magnoliopsida, Fagales, Juglandaceae. Gene Ontology annotation, molecular function: ADP binding. The coding region runs from base 428 to 1018 and encodes 196 amino acids. The transcript has a single exon.
UGAUACAGGCCUUUCUGAUCGAUGCUUUUCUUUUCUUUUUCUUUGUUAAUACAUCUGCCUUCCAAACUGAGUUUCUACUACCAUUCCUUCCCUCUCAAUAUCUUCACCACAGCCUCAACCAAUGAAAGGAAUUAAGCGAGAGAAAAAAAAUAAGUUGAAGAUUACAAGAGCUGAACUUUGUUGGGUUUGGGGUUGAGCAAGAACGGGGGAGAGUAUUUGUAGUUUCGUGCUAGAGAAAUUCUCGUGGGUAUUUGAACAAAAAGAAAAAUUCUUUGGUGGAGGGCAGGAUGAAUUCGAUUCGCUUAAUAGUGACCUAAAGCUGGCCUAUGCAUUUAUCAACGAAUCCAGGGGAAAACACAACGAGCAUGAAUUACUGACAGAGGCAAGGAGGCAAUUAAGGGACAUCGCCAAUGAGGCUGAGGAUGUUAUGGAUGCAUUGAAGGUUGAAGACCUGAGGAGGAACUUGGUGUGGAAGAUAAUUCGGUACCCAAUGAUGUGUCAUGAUGCAGCAAAGAAGAUAGAGGGCUUCAACCAUAAAAUCAAUAAAAUCCUGGAUACUGUACAAAGGUACGAAGCGGAAGCUACUCCAGUUGCAGCGGUGGACGUUGCACUGGAAAGACAUAGGAGUGUCAUCAAGGAAACAGACGUGGUGGGCUUCGCUAUUGACUCUACAAAAUUGGAGAAGCAGCUUACGGAAGGGGAUUCAAAGCUUGGUGUCAUUUCAAUCAUCGGCAUGGGAGGGUCGGGUAAGACCACUCUUGCCUGGAAGAUCUACAAUACUCUUCUCGUCGAGAGGCACUUUGUUUGCCGUAUAUGGGUGCAUGCAUCUUUCCAAUUCAGAACCAGGGACUUGCUGCUUGAAAUGUUAAAGUCUGCGAUACCAGAGUCUGACGAAUCCAUGGGGGCACUCGAAGACAUUGAGAGGAUAAAAAGAAGGAGGAUGAACGGAAUCGAAGGCAUGAGUAAAGAUGAAAUGAAAAAAAAGUUGUUCAAAUACUUGGAAGGAAAGCGGUAUUAA